Molecule: messenger RNA, 754 nt
Organism: Phalaenopsis equestris
Lineage: Eukaryota; Viridiplantae; Streptophyta; Magnoliopsida; Asparagales; Orchidaceae
Product: 3-oxoacyl-[acyl-carrier-protein] synthase I, chloroplastic-like
Biological process (GO): fatty acid biosynthetic process
Molecular function (GO): 3-oxoacyl-[acyl-carrier-protein] synthase activity
Source: RefSeq, a predicted model, not a curated record
GUCAUGGAAAGCUUGGAACAUGCAAUGAAAAGGGACGCAGUUAUAAUUGCUGAGUACCUUGGAGGAUCUAUAAACUGUGAUGCACAUCGCAUGACUGAACCUCGAUCCGACGGGCUUGGAUUUGCUUCCUGCAUCGAAAAAAGCUUAGAGGAUGCCGGAGUUUCCGCUGAAGAGGUAAAUUAUAUCAAUGCUCAUGCAGCAUCCACCGUCGCCGGAGAUUUAGCCGAGGUUCGUGCCAUUAAGAAAGUUUUCAGGAGCAUAUCCGAGAUUAAAAUGAACGCGACAAAGUCUAUGAUUGGGCAUUGCCUUGGAGCUUCUGGGGGCUUAGAAGCUAUCGCUACCAUCAAAGCCAUUAGCACGGGCUGGCUGCAUCCUACUCUUAACCAAGAUAAUUUGGAGCCUGAGGUGACAAUUGACACUGUUGCUAAAGUGAAGAAGCGUCAUGAAGUACACGUUGCUAUUUCGAAUUCAUUUGGCAUUGGGGGCCAUAAUUCAGUGGUUGUUUUUGGUCCCUUCAGCCAUUGAGAGAAGGCGUUGCUGAGUUGCACUUUUAUUUUCUUCUAUUGAAUUAACAAUGGCAAGGCUUCAUCAAAUUAUUAUGAGUGGACUUUAUAAAUUAACAUAUGUGUGUAAAUCAAACUCAUGGCAAGUUCAGUUCUGUAGAUAACAGCUUGUAGGAAUUUGAAGGCUCAUUGAAGCAUACUGUUAUUUUUCCAUAUGCUAAAGCUAAAUAUUACAUGAACCACGUUUCAUA